CCCCUCAACUCCAGUACUGAGUGUAGUAUUCGUAACUGUGAAGCACCAGUAAACGCUGUCCCACCGACAGGCUCAUGUAAGUCAGUGCUAGUUGGCGUUAUUCAGGCUUGAAUGCAACAGCAAAUGCUACUAAAAAAAUGAACACAACGAACAAAUGUUUGGAUUUUAAGUCAAAGUAUCAAGAAGCUACUGUUCAUACAUUUCUUGACAGAUCUUGUUAACUGCUCAGUUUGCAUGGUGUAAGUGAAAUGGACUUGCUUCCUUCAACUCUCCCCACAGUAGGAACCAAUCUGACUGACCUGACCCUGAAAAGGAAGAAGUUGACAAUACGGGAGCUGGGAGGUUGCAUGAGUCCUAUAUGGCCCAGUUAUUUCAAAGACUGUUCCUCUGUCAUGUUCAUGGUGGAUUCAACCAACAUUGCUCAGGUAUCGUCCUCCUGCAUCCAGUUGCUGUCUUUGCUUUCUGCUGAGCCUCUGCGCAGUGUCUCUGUGCUUAUUAUCUUCAACAAGAGGGACAUGCCUUGCAUUAUGAGCCUUACAGAGAUCAAGUCUCUGUUCAGGAUGGAUGACAUUGUUGCAUCUGCUACUCAGCCCAUAACAAUACUGGAACUCAGUGCCCGCUCUGGACAGGGACUGCAGGACGUGUUGAGCUGGCUGGAGUCCGUCAUAGUAAAGUGACACGUGUUUGCUGUGUUAUGGUGAUGCAUAGUAUAGAAAAGUCUAAGAAAUGCCAUGUGGCCUUUUGGAUAGUGACAACGGUAUUCUCAUAUGAAAGAAGCUGUUUACACUGUUUCUAGAGGAUUUGUUGCAGUCUUUAGUUACACUGUAUUAAAUGUGUUAGCUAGAUGACAAAAAACAAAACAUGUUAAUGGUCUUUGAAACCAUGUGAAUAAGGGAACUAAUCACAAAGAUGAAGAAAGUGAUAUUGUGGCAAGAUGGGUCCAUUUUAUGAAUGAGCUUUGUAACAUUUGUCUUUGCACCCCUGCCGUGUUUACCUGCAGUGAUCAGUUAUUUAUGCAGGUCACCUUCACUAAUUAUAUUCUUGUCUUCAGUGAAAGUCAUUACUGACUAUAAAAUGAACACAUACAGUACGUAGUAGCUUCAUGUAGUUGGAGGAAAGCUUAUAUGUGAAUCUGCCUGGCCUAUAAUAAGCUCUUGCUUUUCAGCAAGGAGACAAAUUUCACACAUUUAAGCAAGUUGUCACAAUUACCUUAAGUCUCAAUACAAUGUCUGUAUCAAGUUUUAAUCAAAAUACCAGAGAAACAAUUGCUUCUUUUUCUGUCAGAUUUUUAAACCUUUGCUAAAAGUAGCUGGUGUAGAGGAAGCUCCUUACCUCGACUGCAUCCUCUCUUCCGGAGGGUCUGUGUCUUGAAUUUUGAUGAACAGAUUUGAGGUUCCAUGCAUUCUUAUGCUUUUUUUUUUUUUUUUGGUGGAGUCUUUAACAAUACAAACAUUUGAAGCAUAUAUCAAAUAGCACAAACCCGAGGUCUUGAGUAAAAGAUGAGAAACAAGCUAGAGCCGUGACUGUUUAUAAACACCUUCAAGUAUGAGUAACAAGUGCCACUGUACAUUUUUGUUUUUCAAUAUAAUUCAAACUUCAUUUAUCAAUAUCUUUAUUUGUCUUUUUUCCAUUCAUAUCAGUUAUUAUGAUUCCAUGGGAAAUGACAAACGUGAAACAAACUCAUCUGAGGAAUGAAAGACUGUUAUGAUUAUACUGUGAGCGAGCGAUGGUUCAAAAGCAAUGAAUAAAAGUCAGGUUCAUACAUACAUUCUUCAAUCUUGCCUUGCUUAUUAGGAAUCCUGAAACACCUGAUCUUCCCAAAGGAGAAUUUCCUUCUGCAAUUAAUUUUACUAUCGUAUAACUCGUUUGCUGAUAGUCAGUUCUCGUCCAUAGAACCUCUACAUAGUUAAAUGUUCUGAUGUAAUAACAGUUUAGGCACUGAACACUUGUUUAAAUAACUAUUGCCAAUUAUCUGAAAUCUGAGACAUGUUCCUCUUCUAAUGCCUAAGUUCACACACACAACAAAGUUUGAUAAAUCUGUGCUUUUGUGUAGUUUGUAUUUGUCAGUCCUGGAAGAUCAUUGACUUCAAAGAAGUUUUAUAUAACAUUAAUAGGUUUUGAUAAAAAACAAUAAAACACG
Cololabis saira (Pacific saury) is the source of this 2140-nucleotide messenger RNA. RefSeq names its product ADP-ribosylation factor-like 16 (gene arl16). Gene Ontology annotation, molecular function: GTPase activity; GTP binding. The record is from RefSeq and is a predicted model, not a curated record. Bases 249 to 677 code for a protein of 142 amino acids. The transcript is spliced from 4 exons. NCBI's taxonomy places the organism in Eukaryota, Metazoa, Chordata, Actinopteri, Beloniformes, Belonidae.